UAUUCUCCUCACUCAGAUGUAAAAUUAGUCUUUUCAAAUUCAGUCAGAUUUUAGCUGCUCAAACGAAAUUUUCAAAUGAAAGGAACGUUUCUGCUCCUUAUUAUUAUUUCUACCCUUUUUGCAAUUGGAAAAUGUUACAUAGAAUGUUACACUUGCAUUGAAGGACGUCGCGGGAAUAAUAUACAAUCAUGUAGUCAUUUUUUCUCAAAUCCAACUACCAUUUGUUGGAACACUAAUUAUUGUGGAAAAAUGGUGCAAAUCUCAAGUCACCAUCAUUUUCGACACGUUAUUGUCUACACUUGUUUCGAUUAUGAGGAAAAUAAUGAAAAAAACGGUACCGAAUCGCAUGAGUUAGGUGUUUUCCGUAAAAGAAUAAAAAGUACAUACAAUGGAAUGGAUAUGGAAAUUUUUAUAUGUAACACUUCUCUAUGUAAUAGUGCUUCCUCUUUUUCUUUAAUGGGGUUGUUCGUACCCAUCGUUAUACUAAUUAUCUUUCAAAAUAGAUGAACUCUACUUCCUAUUAAUUAAUUUUUAAAUGUAAGUACUAUUUUCUAUUACAACAUUCCUUUUUUCAAAAAGUUAUAGUCGCGAGAUUUAAAAAAAAUGACAGUGAAUUCUGUUCAUGUUCUUUGUAAACUUUAUUAAUAAAAGAGAAAAAAUUG
Messenger RNA from Belonocnema kinseyi, 662 nucleotides. RefSeq lists its product as uncharacterized. The record is from RefSeq and is a predicted model, not a curated record. The transcript has 3 exons. Bases 76 to 507 code for a protein of 143 amino acids. Lineage: Eukaryota; Metazoa; Arthropoda; Insecta; Hymenoptera; Cynipidae.